UAUUUGAAACCACUGACUGACAAGGCAAAAAAGAUUGGAACAAAUCACUUAUCAAUUGCAGACAGGAAAAAAAUAUGUUUUAUUAUCCCAAUGUUUUACAACGACACACUGGCCGUUUCUCUAUUAUAUGGUUGGCUGCGACGAAGGGGAUCAAAAUACCACGCAGAGAUUAUCUCAGUGUGAACAUCCACCGAACAUGUAACGACAUCAUGGAUUAUGUGCUGGUGCGAGCUCCGCCCAUACAGCCGGGAUUGCCCCGCCCUCGUUUUUCCCUGUACCUCUCAGCCCAGUUGCAGUAUGGGGUCAUCCUUGUGUACCACCGCCAGUGCGCCAUCCUCCUGGAAGAGAUUCAGCACACCAUCGACCGACUGCUUCGCUUCAAGAGGAAGGCGAGGAUUGACCUGGAGGAGCCCGACAGGAUGGCUCUGAUCCUUCCAGAUGUCUUGGCAACCCUUGAGGAGUCAGAGAGGGCACAAGACCCAUUUUUUGGGAUGAUGGGCCCUGGGUAUGAGCUGCCAAGUCCAAGCACGCUGGUACAGCAGUGGCAGUUAGAGAAGGAGCCCUUCCCAGAACCACCUGUGCCUGUCCUUCCAGCUCCUGAGAAUGGCAUCACUGCAUCGCCUGAGUCCAUCACAAUCACGGAAGCGGCUGCCGUCCCUGAAGCUGAGUUUGAGGGGGUGGAGUUGCCGCAAGUCACACCCACGGAGAUGGACAUAAUAGAGAUGUUGAUGGAGCAGCAGGAUGAGUUUCCCGGAGAGGAGGAAGAACGGGAGCUGGUACGGGAAAUGGAAACAGAAGUAACAAGGGAAGAGCCAGCCCCCGUGGUCUCCGCAGAGCGGCUCAGAGUUACUGCUGCGGAGGACGAGGAAACCAUGUGGCUGCUGGACGAAGAGACGGGGUUGCCCGUGGAGGUACCGGUUGCAGUCCCCGUGGAGAAGACUCCCACGCGCGUCACCUUGCCCCCUUCUCCACCCGAACGAGAGGCCGAGGAGCCGAGAGACAUCCAAGUGGCUCCGAGGAGGCGGAGACGGCAGCUGCUGUUCAUCGAUGAGCAAACGCAGAUCUCCCAGGAGGCCCUGCGGGAGCAGAUAGAGAACCCUCAGAUGGAGACCAAACCACUGGAGCUGGCGAAACCUCCUUCUCGCUUGAGGGUCCCUCCGGCCACCCUCCUCAGCAACCCCUGCACACCUCUCCACCCUGACAUCCUGUCUCUGUGGCAACAGGCCGCAGCGGUCGGCCUCAGAGGACGAGCAGAGGAGCCGGAAGUUGAGCUGGAGAUGGAAAGAGAAGAACCGAGCCCCAAAGAGAUACCCAGAGAGCUGGCAGAGCCUGCGCUGGUGCCGGGUGAGGUGUCAGUUCCCUCCGAGCUGUUUCUGGAGGUGUCCGACAGGGACGUUUCGCACUUGGUCCCCCCUGAGAGUCGAGGGUCUCCUAUAGCUGAACUCCCCCCCUUGGUGAGCAUUGUGGAGGAGGCAGCUGCCCUGCCAGCCAGAGAGUUGGCCGAGAAAGCAGUGGAUGCGGAGAUCCUGCUGGAGCAGCUACAGGAGCCCCUGGAGCAGCAAGGGGAAGCAACCUUUGACUCGCUACUGCCCCCUACAGCUGACCGAUAUACUGUGGCCUUGUCAUUCUUCUUGCUACUGGAACUGCUGUCUGCAAGGAAACUGAGAGCCCGCCAGGAAGAGCCUUACAGCACCAUUACCAUCUCGCCGGGAGAGCUGUACGGGUGACAGACGGGCCGAAACACCAGUGCAGGGACGCCGUGGAAAGAUGUUCAGAUGUUCUCUGGAACUGCGGUCGAUGUUUUUCAUUAUGAAUGUUCAGCGAGGAUUAGUAAGCAGGCUGGAUUUUUUUUUUACUUGCUGUAUGCCAGUUUCCUACAACCAACACUUUCUGCGUAACCAUGACUACAGAGGCCCCGCUACUGGCGGUGUUUUUGCACGGCAGUACCGAUGAAAUGUUUCUCGACAUAGUUUUUUGUUCAGUUCUUAAGCUGCUGUAGUGCGCCGUAUUAAUUCUUCUGGGGUAUGUUCAGGUUACCUUGAUGAGCUCUGCACUUCAUGAUGGUGAUAAAGAAUAAGCGACACAAUAGCUGCAUGAGCCCAUCCACUGAAUGCUGUCAGCUUUGCUUUACAGUCACAGUUAGCCAACAGUGACAUUUGGAGUUUGCGAAUGGUUAUUAAUAAGCUUGUGAGCUUGGUG
Molecule: messenger RNA, 2199 nt
Organism: Scleropages formosus (Asian bonytongue)
Lineage: Eukaryota; Metazoa; Chordata; Actinopteri; Osteoglossiformes; Osteoglossidae
Product: meiotic recombination protein REC8 homolog
Exons: 18
Coding region: 75-1727 (550 amino acids)
Biological process (GO): meiotic sister chromatid cohesion; double-strand break repair
Cellular component (GO): meiotic cohesin complex
Molecular function (GO): protein binding; chromatin binding
Source: RefSeq, a predicted model, not a curated record